GUUAGGGAGCCUCCAAACGGAGCACGCUCACGGAGAAUCUCCCGUUCAGAAACAUCGCUUAGUCCUCAUUUACUCACUGGGAACCUCGGAGGAUUUCAGCUGAUCUUUUUCUCUCCUUAGACAGUGAGGAGCUCAACAUAACAGGGAAAAGGAGCACAGGAUGCAGCUACUUGAAGGGUGUUGAUUGAAAACUUCGAUCUCCCCACCCCAUUCACGGUUGAUUUGACGGAUUUCUCACCUCGUUCACAGAGAAAAUUUCAAUUAAGGUCCCUUUAGAUGGAAUAUAAUACAGCAGAAGCCUUUUCAUCAAAAGGAUUAAUGCCUGCAUUAUCAUUUCUGCAAUAAAACAAGAAGCUAAGUGGUGGAGGCCACAGACACCUCAAACCUGGAUUCCACAGUUCUACGUUAAGUUUUGGAGUUUUUAUUACUCAGCUGUAGGAAAGCCUUUGCCAAUGCUUACAAGGAACUGUUUAUCCCUGCUUCUCUGGGUUCUGUUUGAUGGAGGUCUCCUAACACCACUACAACCGCAGCCACAGCAGACUCUAGCCACAGAGCCAAGAGAAAAUGGUAUCCAUCUGCCAGGACAACGGUCACAUUUCCAACGUGUUAAACGUGGCUGGGUAUGGAAUCAAUUUUUUGUGCUGGAAGAAUACAUGGGCUCCGAGCCUCAGUAUGUGGGAAAGCUCCAUUCCGACUUAGACAAGGGAGAGGGCACAGUUAAAUACACCCUCUCAGGAGAUGGCGCUGGCACCGUUUUUACCAUUGAUGAAACAACAGGGGACAUUCAUGCAAUAAGGAGCCUAGAUAGAGAAGAAAAACCUUUCUACACUCUUCGUGCUCAGGCUGUGGACAUAGAAACCAGAAAGCCCCUGGAGCCUGAAUCAGAAUUCAUCAUCAAAGUGCAGGAUAUUAAUGAUAAUGAGCCAAAGUUUUUGGAUGGACCUUAUGUUGCUACUGUUCCAGAAAUGUCUCCUGUAGGUGCAUAUGUACUCCAGGUCAAGGCCACAGAUGCAGAUGACCCGACCUAUGGAAACAGUGCCAGAGUCGUUUACAGCAUUCUUCAGGGACAACCUUAUUUCUCUAUUGAUCCCAAGACAGGUGUCAUUAGAACAGCCUUGCCAAACAUGGACAGAGAAGUCAAAGAACAAUACCAAGUACUCAUCCAAGCUAAGGAUAUGGGAGGACAGCUUGGAGGAUUAGCCGGAACAACAAUAGUCAACAUCACUCUCACCGAUGUCAAUGACAAUCCACCUCGAUUCCCCAAAAGCAUCUUCCACCUGAAAGUUCCUGAGUCUUCCCCUAUUGGCUCAGCUAUUGGAAGAAUAAGAGCUGUGGAUCCUGAUUUUGGGCAAAAUGCAGAAAUUGAAUACAAUAUUGUUCCAGGAGAUGGGGGAAAUUUGUUUGACAUCGUCACAGAUGAGGAAACACAAGAGGGAGUCAUCAAAUUGAAAAAGCCUUUAGAUUUUGAAACAAAGAAGGCAUACACUUUCAAAGUUGAGGCUUCCAACCUUCACCUUGACCACCGGUUUCACUCGGCGGGCCCGUUUAAAGACACAGCUACGGUGAAGAUCAGCGUGCUGGACGUAGAUGAGCCGCCGGUUUUCAGCAAGCCGCUCUACACCAUGGAGGUUUACGAAGACACUCCGGUAGGGACGAUCAUUGGCGCUGUCACUGCUCAAGACCUGGAUGUAGGCAGCAGUGCUGUUAGGUACUUCAUAGAUUGGAAGAGUGAUGGGGACAGCUACUUUACAAUAGAUGGAAAUGAAGGAACCAUCGCCACUAAUGAAUUACUAGACAGAGAAAGCACUGCGCAGUAUAAUUUCUCCAUAAUUGCGAGUAAAGUUAGUAACCCUUUAUUAACCAGCAAAGUCAAUAUACUGAUUAAUGUCCUAGAUGUAAAUGAAUUUCCUCCAGAAAUAUCUGUGCCAUAUGAGACAGCCGUGUGUGAAAAUGCCAAGCCAGGACAGAUAAUUCAGAUAGUCAGUGCUGCAGACAGAGAUCUUUCACCUGCUGGGCAACAAUUCUCCUUUAGAUUAUCACCUGAGGCUGCUAUCAAACCAAAUUUUACAGUUCGUGACUUCAGAAACAACACAGCUGGAAUUGAAACCCGAAGAAAUGGAUACAGCCGCAGGCAGCAAGAGUUGUAUUUCCUCCCUGUUAUAAUUGAAGACAGCAGCUACCCUGUCCAGAGCAGCACAAACACAAUGACUAUUCGAGUCUGUAGAUGUGACUCUGAUGGCACCAUCCUGUCUUGUAAUGUGGAAGCAAUUUUUCUACCUGUAGGACUUAGCACUGGGGCACUGAUUGCAAUUCUACUAUGCAUUGUUAUACUCUUAGCCAUAGUUGUACUGUAUGUAGCACUGCGAAGGCAGAAGAAAAAAGACACUCUGAUGACCUCUAAAGAAGACAUCAGAGACAACGUCAUCCAUUACGAUGAUGAAGGAGGUGGAGAGGAAGAUACCCAGGCUUUCGACAUCGGGGCUCUGAGAAACCCAAAAGUGAUCGAGGAGAACAAAAUUCGCAGGGAUAUAAAACCAGACUCUCUCUGUUUACCUCGUCAGAGACCACCCGUGGAAGAUAACACGGACAUAAGGGAUUUCAUUCAUCAAAGGCUACAGGAAAAUGAUGUGGACCCAACUGCCCCACCGUACGAUUCACUGGCCACAUAUGCCUACGAAGGGACUGGGUCCGUGGCAGAGUCCCUCAGCUCUAUAGACUCUCUCACCACAGAAGCCGACCAGGACUACGACUACCUGACAGACUGGGGACCCCGCUUUAAAGUCUUGGCAGACAUGUUUGGCGAAGAAGAGAGUUACAACCCUGAUAAAGUCACUUAAGGGAGUCGUGAAGGCUAAAAUACAACCGAGAGGGGAGAUUUUU
Piliocolobus tephrosceles (Ugandan red Colobus) is the source of this 2880-nucleotide messenger RNA. It is a transcript of the gene CDH12, whose product is annotated as cadherin 12. The transcript is spliced from 12 exons. Gene Ontology annotation, biological process: multicellular organism development; adherens junction organization; homophilic cell-cell adhesion. Lineage: Eukaryota; Metazoa; Chordata; Mammalia; Primates; Cercopithecidae. Gene Ontology annotation, molecular function: cadherin binding; calcium ion binding; beta-catenin binding. The coding region runs from base 453 to 2837 and encodes 794 amino acids. Gene Ontology annotation, cellular component: catenin complex; plasma membrane; adherens junction. The record is from RefSeq and is a predicted model, not a curated record.